Molecule: messenger RNA, 5004 nt
Organism: Dendronephthya gigantea
Lineage: Eukaryota; Metazoa; Cnidaria; Anthozoa; Malacalcyonacea; Nephtheidae
Product: protogenin-like
Exons: 19
Coding region: 118-3366 (1082 amino acids)
Molecular function (GO): protein binding
Source: RefSeq, a predicted model, not a curated record
AUCAACAUUUAGGAAUGGAAGAGCAAGGAGAGCUUUUAGUCUGACUUGAGGAAUCGUUGAUGUUUGAACAUAUUUACAGACAGCGUUGUAUAGCAUUCUAUCUUAACUACAGAUAACAUGCAUUGGACAUGUUUGGCUGUUUUUCAGCUUCAUUUACUCAUGUGUUUUACCCUAAUCAAAGGCCUGAUUCCCACAAUAAGCGGUGAUGUGCUAACAUUUACAAGACAGCCGGACUCCAAAAUUUAUAUACCACAUAAUCUCUCGGUUUUUGUACCGUGCGAAGCGACUGGUAUACAGCCAUUGACUAUAGAUUGGAGGAACGAAAGUGUUUUGAAUUCGCCUGUUGUAAUAAACGCGUCCAGCAACGGGUUAUGGUUCACGAACGACGUUCAACGAACGAGGUCGUCAGGAGUUCAUCGUGUUGGCAUAUUUCGUUGUGUAGCCAGCAACACUGCGGGUGUGUUGUUCAGCGAGAAAUUUGACGUGAGCUUCACAUAUCUCCAGGGUAUAUCAGUACAACUAGCCAGCCCAGUUCUGUUGAACAAUGUCGUGAGAAUUACAUGCAUUGUUGAUACAAACCAGCCCGUAAAGUUAUCGUGGUUCAAAGAUAACAUUGAGUUGGAUACCUCUCAAGAUAAGAGGCUGGAAACGUCUGGAAUACUGCGGAUUAUUGAUUACAAAGCCUCUGAUAAUGGAAUCUAUUCUUGCCAAGCACGCACUGGCUUCAAAGUUAUAACUAGUAAAGGAGUGAAGGUUUUUGGAAACGCUGCAGUGAACACCAGUGUCCAUGUUUAUCCUGGGAAAGUUAUUCGUACUACAGUUGGGAAUCCCUUGGUAAUUGAAUGCAUCCAUUAUGGUCCCAGAAAGUCCUCGCUUUCUUGGUUAUCAAGCACCAAAAAACUGGCCACUGCCGCGGGAUAUGUUAAUCUUGAAUUUGAUUCUGUGCAACAGUCGAAUGGUGGAGAAUAUCGUUGCGUAUCAACGGAUGGCGUCGAACAAACAGUUCAUGUAUUUGUUGAAGCUCCACCUAGUUUUAAAUCAAAACUACCCGCAUUGACGAGGCAGGACGAACUGAGGAGAUUGGUGCUCACAUGCAACGCAACGGGUACUCCUACGCCAUCAGUCACGUGGUACAGAAAUGGCCGAAAGAUUUUCCAUAGCAAUGGUUCAGAAACGAACUUGGUUAUAGACCGUGUGAGAUCAGAACACCGAGGAAUAUAUCAAUGUGAAAUUGAGAAUAAGCACGGAUCAAAAAUGGAUCAGACGAUUUUAGAUGUCAUUGAUCUCAUACAACCUCCAGGAAAUGUCCGGGGAUAUGCCAUCUCUUCAACGGUGAUUAACAUCACAUGGGAAAAACCUCCUGAUUUAUACGGAGAAAUUUUUUACAAUGUACAUUUGACGGACUGGAUUACACGAACUGACCGCUUUGGAACUAUCACAAAGAAAACGUAUCAAGUAAUCAACUAUCUGAAAGCUUUUAGAGAUUACCUAGUUCGAGUUGAAGUGUAUACUCUCAAGGGGAAGAAAGGCACUUGUGCUUUUUUCAUCAAAACAUUGGAAGACGCUCCCGGUGGUAAGCCAAAUGACGUAAAAUUGACCAGCUACUCAUCCGGGUCUCUGGAUGUAACGUGGUUACCGCCGUUUUUGACUUCCCGUAAUGGUAAGAUAAUCAGCUACGAAAUAAGGUACCGUAUUGAAGGUAGCCUCAAGGAAAAUAACGUGACCAUUUCCAAGAAUUUCUACUCCACACCGGUAAGAAAUCUUGUACCAGGAAAUAAAAGGAUUACAGCUAAGAACUUCUACUCUGCAAUCCUGCGACAGCUGGUCCCGGGAAAGAAAUACUUCGUUAGGGUGGCAGCAAAAACUGCAAAAGGACGUGGACCGUUUUCAAAGGGGAUUCCGUGCAUUAUCUCAGAGAAAGUUGCUAAAGUCAUUCCAGCACCUUCAGUUAUUAUCAAAUAUGUCAACGAGACGAGUAUUGUAUUGAGUGUCGAAUCUCCACCGGAUUUGGGCAUCAAAGGCUACCAGUUGAUAUACAAGGUCAUGGGGACCUCCAUGGAUAUGGAAACAAAGAUCAGAAAGGAUGGGGCUUCCUUUGAAUAUGUUUUGAACAAUACAGAGAUGGACGCAGAGUAUGUCAUUAAUGUGUCUGCGUUUGAUGAUAAAAUGUCUUAUGGUAGACCUAAAAUUUUUCUCUUGGCCAGAAACACCUCAAAAGAUCUAAACCGCACAAUGUUUGAUAUCCAAAAUCACACCUACGGUCGAAGCAUAAAUGUCUCCUGCGAACUCGUGCGCAACGCAACCGCCAUUGCUGUGAAAUGGGCUCGAACAAAAGAUGUUGAAACGAAAUUCGAAGUCCGAUACAGCGUUGUGGCUGAAACAUAUCAACGCAAGACUGUUCUCACAAAACAUCUCAACAUGACGAUAGAGGACGUAUCCCCGGGCGAGAUCUAUCAUCUACAAGUGCGUACUGUGAUUCGCAGACGUCCAGGAAUAUUCACGUUCAACGGGUUACCCAGGACAAAGCUGUGUAGGGUACCAGAAAAAGAACCAGUCUCUCCCCCGCAUAUCAUGGAAUGCACGAAGACUGGUUCCAAAGGCCAGAUCACGUGGCUUCGACCAGACAAACCGAACGGGCACAUAGUUAGCUACGAAAUUGUGUGGUUUGGCCCUAAAAACGAGACGAUGAAGACAGUGGUAAACAUGGGCAUUUCGGAGGCUCCGUAUUCGUACACUCUUGAGAACGUCUCCGAAGAAGGGAAGUCCGUCGUGUAUGUGCGUGCGAAGAACUCUGUCGGAUUCAGCCCAUUUGGACGAUGUACUAUGCACACUGAAGAAACCAAAGAUAAUAACAAGCCACAAGAUGAGCCUGGACACGAAGACACGGGCGACGUGGAAAAGGGGAUAAUCAUUGGCUGUAUCAUAAGCGUCUUAGUUCUUUGUCUUCUUGUAUUGUUCGUGUGUUGGAGUGGAUUACGACGACACAAGAAGCGCUCCCAAGCGAGAGAUACGAAUCCGCUAGUAAGAACCAGUCACCACCCUGAUACGAUAACCACUGACAUCAGCGACCUCUCAACCAAACAUCAACAAAUUGUAAAGAAAUUCAUUGAUCCAGAGACGAGUAAAGAAUCCGAUCGCGGUCUAGGAAUGACGCCAAAAAGCAGUCGACAACAUUUAGAUAGUGAGAAAAUACCGUUUCUUCCGAAAACAGCCAAUCAAGAUGGAAGUGUCGAUACCUCUUGUGAUAGCAACGAUAGUGGCGUUCAAGGAUUAGGUAAAAAAGCGUCAUCAGCUCAAGAUGCGCCAAAGGAUCCAGAUAAAAUACUGCACGGGCAAGACGAUUUUAUUGUCGAAACGAAGUGUUGACGUCGGUCGCGAGCGACUUCGUUGGCAAGUACCACACGCAAAAAUAUUUUUCUAUACUGUAUUUAGUAUUUCAAUAUUUGACUGUAAUGUCAGUUCGGUCUGUCCUACGGAAGCAAAUUAUAUAUUUGAAAUAUUUAUGACAGAAAUCCGCUAGCAUUAUAUUCAAUUUCGUAUUAAAGUAUGUUUUCGUAGAAAACAAGAUUAUUCCCUAGUCGUAAGAGUCACUUUCUAUUUAUUAUGAAACACGUUUAGGUAUAUAGACUAUGUUCAUUAAAUGUAAAACGCAUGCAUCACACGUUCAUGUAGCUUAUGAAUGGGUACAGCCUGUCACAGUCAUAUUGCAAGCCUAAAUGCAUCAUCCUUUUCAUAAUGACGUCAAGCGCGGAACGCCUGAUAUUAGUUUGAUUGGCUCCGCAAAACUAACCAGCCAAUCAAAUACCGUGUAUCAUCAGACUCGCUGCGUCAUAAUGAAAAAGGUCUGUUUGAAGAACGAGUUGUAUUGUAGUAAAGAUUUGUUAAUCAAACUCACACAGAUAGAUGGACGGAUUUUAAUCCACACCGGCAUCUUUCUUAAACUUUCUGAGACUUUCUUACGAGUGUUAGUGUUAUACUGCAGUGAGAUUAAGUAUCUUAUGUCCCUACCAGGAAACUUUUGCUAAGAAAGAGUAAGCCUCAAAUCUUGCUAACUGCAAACUACAAUACAAUUCCAGUUCUUUAACCAUGUAGUAACCAUAGAAGUACACAUCAUUUCCUGUAGAAAAUCCAAAACAGUUUGCCGCCAUUCGCUUUUCGUAAAAAUUUUCCAGAUUUUUUCCAGAUUUUUUAGAUUUUUUCUUUAAAAAGGUUUAGACGUAUAUGUACAUGGUUACUGUGUUGUUAUGUUCUCGCUAUCAUAGCCUGAAACGUUUUCCGUAGUUUAGUUUAUCUCUUGAGUCAAGAUAUUGUAGUCGUUUUUGUUAUAAUUUUCCAUAAGUUUGGAUCAUACGGGAUCAUAUUCCAUAUAUGUCUGGCAAAUACCGUCCGUCCAGGUGCAAAGUGACUUUAUUCAAAGUCACCUUUCCACUAUAUUUGCCAGACAAGCCUCGGUUGGUUUCGCAAUUCGCCUCAAAGCAGUACUCGUGUUGCAGAAACUAAUCUGCUUUAAGACUAAUAAAAAAUUCGCCAUGUUUGUACAGAUAUUAUUUAAUACAAAUUUGUAAAUAUCUUAUAUUAUUCGCUAUUAUUGCAUGCUCAAAGUUCAUGAGUCAUGUAAAUGAUUUUGUCGCAUUGAAGACAAAUAUCGUUUGAACUCCUUCGUUGCAAUAGCUUUCAAUGCAAAGCCUUUGGUUAGAAUUAACUGAAUUGCGAUGCAUCAUUUAGCAUAGUCGUGAAUUAAGACAUGUAAAUAAGAAUAGAGUCGCUUUACGCCAGGCAAGUUUUGCUAAAUAUCAUUGUAUUGUGUUUUAAGCAAAAGACAAGCGGAACUUAAAUCAUCAUCGCUCAUGUAUCGCACAUGAAAAUGCAGCGUCUGAGAACGCGAGUCCCCCCCCUCUCUGAUUUUUAAAACAAGUUUGUCGCAAACACGUUUCAUUGCAAAGAUAUGUAAAGUUUGCCCGGUGUAAAAGGUCUUGCGGCAAAUAUUUGAAUUUUGUAAUAAAA